This is a messenger RNA of Trichobilharzia szidati, 3685 nucleotides long. The record is from the annotation of a GenBank genome assembly. Lineage: Eukaryota; Metazoa; Platyhelminthes; Trematoda; Strigeidida; Schistosomatidae.
CCUUGAAUUAUGUGUCUAACAGUACGCGGUGGUUUCGGUGCUGCUAAAAAAUAUGGAUAAGAUAUUGCGUCUUGUUUCUCAACGGUCAAAAACAUCAAAUGACAGUGAAGAUAAUGAAAAGCCAGUUGCAUUUCAACCACCUGCUGCAAUAUCAUCCAAAGAAACAAAUGAUAACUCCACUGAUCCGCCUAAUCCAACUCGAGAUCCACAUGUUAUACAAGAAUUAAUCAAUAGUGUUGACAGUGUCUAUUAUUCAUUGGCAUUUGACUCUGGAAAGUAUGAAAUUGAAAAUGUUGCCGGUCCUAAUUGUCGUGAAUUGGCUAAAUUGAAGUUACGCCUUUUAGCUUUAGACCGUCAAAAUAAGGCUGUUUCCAGACGUGUUUCUGAAUUAGUCCUAGAGAAACAUCCACGUUAUGAAGCUGAAUUGAAAGGUGUGCUAUCUCUACAAUCGGAUAAUUGGGAAACUCUGUGUAUGUGUCGACAAAUCAGAAGUUCAUUAAAACAAGCUGAUGAAUCCCUAGUCAUAUCUCGAUUAAUUGUAUUACGUAAUUAUCGUAGACAAAUAAGAUUACAACAAACAUUGAAUGUUUUAUUUCAAUUACGGAAUUUACAGAAUAACGUUCAUAAACUGGAUACACUCAUUAAGCAAGGUGAAUUUUACGAUGCUAUUCGGUUAUAUCGUGAAAGCCUUGUCCUACUGGAGGAUUUUCGUUCUUACCGAUGCAUCGAACCAAUUCACGUCAAACUGAAAGCAUCAGAACUACGUAUUGAUGAGAAAUUGGAUUCAGAGUUACAACGAAGCUGUGAACAUUUCGAUGAUAAAGCAUAUUCAACUGUACAACGUGCUUUUGAACUCCUAGGAAGUACUCAAACAACAUUUGCUCAACUUCAAAUGCAUUAUGUAGCUGCUAUCCAACGUAGAUCCUUCAAUUUAGUUCAAGUCCACUUGGAAACACCUUCAUCGCAAAUGAUAGACAUAUCUGGAGAUAAUUCCGACCAUUCAUCAUACUCUGAUAUGUGUCAGCAACUUCCUCAUUGGACUCUUUUGCCUUGUCUAAGAGCAAUUUGUCAAAAUAUGUGGCAAAUUCUGCUGUGUUAUCAUUGUACAAUACAAUGGCAUAAGAAUCGUGCUGCUGGUAAAAGUUCGAAAAGCUCCUCGAAAUCCCCUCAGUUGAACUGUAAUCCAUUUUCCUCGGACACAUCACUAAUGAAGUCAAAACAGCAUAAAGCUAAAUUAAAAGAUGGUGAUACAGACAGUAAUAUUAGUAAUAGUAAUAACAAUAAUAAUAAUAAUAUGAUCACUGGUGAUAAUGACUCUGCAAUUGUUAUCACUGAUCGAAACAGUAGUCCUUUAUCAAAAUCGUCAAGUGUAACCAAUGAUGAUCAUGGGUGUGAUCCUGAAUUGGCUAGACAAUGGCAUGAUUAUGUUGCCUGUAAACUGGAUUCUGGUCGAUCACGUAUCUGGUCGGAAAUUAUCUCACGUAUUGAACCGAUUCUUAGUGUUGUCGGUGUAGUUGCUAGAGAUAUGACAUUUGAUCAGAUUGCAUCAUUGUUAACUACUGUAAAUCAUUUUGUACAUAUUGGUGAAGAGUUCUGUGAAUGCCCAGCCAACGAAUUAUUAGAAGCUUUAAGAAUAUCAAUACAAAAGUAUUUCAAAGAUUUCCAUAGAAAACACAUGGAACGAUUAAAAAUGUUUUUAGAAAAUGAAACAUGGGAAAUAUGUCCUGUGAAACGUUCAUUCACUGUAAUGGAUCUUCAGGAGUUUAGAGCCGUUAAAGAUUUAUUUGAACAAAAUACUGGUAAUAAUAACAAUAAUGAUAACAGCAGCAACAGCAAGUAUACUACAAGUGGAAAUCAUAAAACUAAUCAAGAAAAUAAUUCAACAAAUGUCCCUUCAAAAUCACAAAAGAAAAAGUUAUUCUCUUUCCCCUAUACAAUUGUACAAUUCCCUAUUAAUACAGAGGAUAAUAAUAAUAGUAGUAAUAAUAGCAAAAAGAAAAGCACUACUACUUCCACUACUGAGGCCAGCAGUCAUCAUAAUAGUAGUAAUCAUGAAAGAAAUUCACCGAAUUCCCUGUUGGAUUCUACAUCUACCUCGUUAUCAAUAGAGACUAAAAAAUGGUCGAAUACAAAUUCUUCCUAUGAAGAUAAUGAUGAUUAUAAUGAGGAUAAUUUGUCAUCUACUCAAAAUGAUUUCUCUGAUGAUAAAUCACUUCCGGUUGGUCAUAACGGUCCACUGUUCUCAACAACUACGUUAGAAGUCCUUCGAUUAAUUGGUCGUUAUUUACAAAUGAUGAGACUGUUACAACCGAUUGCCGGAGAAGUGAUGCACUGUUUAUGCCAAGUAUUCGAUUAUUAUUUGUAUUCAAUCCUGAAUCUUUUUGGUUCCCCUCAGAUUUCCAAUUCAGCUGAACUUCCAGAACGUCUUCGGACAACAUUAAAACGAAUCAAUGAACGGCUAAUAGCAGUGGAUGGUCAUCCAAGUGUAUUAGCAGGGGAUCGUUUCUCCUUGCCAUUACGUGGACCUAUUGAUUUAUUUAAUACUUGCAAUUCACCUACUGAAAUCAGUCCAACGGUGACUGGCACAAAUGGCGCUGAACGUGAAUGUCAACUAGUACAUUGUCUACAGAUUUAUGUUGUCUCAGUGGAAUCAGUUAUUUGUUUAGCAGAUAUAUUAGAAACAGUCCUUCUACCGCAUUUAACAGCUUGUCUACCAGAUAAUAAACGUGGUCUAGCACUUGUAUUCCGGGAACAAUCAUUAAUGGCAGCUCGACAAAUUCGUGAACCUUGUGCCACGGGAUUAGCACCACGAUUAUUAAAUAUCAUAAUACCUAAGAUGAAUGAUGCAUCAUCAACAAAGUAUCCUCGACAGUCGACAACAAGUAACAGUAGUGCAUCGAGCACUUCAAGUUUCAGUAGGAUAUGGCCAUUAGGCUCUAGUCUAAGUCAACAACAACAACAACAGAACCAAAGUGACAAGGAGUCUCCCACUACCGCUACUACAGCAAAUGCAAACUCUCCAUUAUCUCCACCUCAGAAUCCCACUAAUAUAACUCCUGUUGCUUCUCCUCUUACUAAUUCAGUCGAUAUUCUUGCUAUGCAUAUAUGUGCAUUGAAUUGGUCAACUAAAGAAGUUGCCAAUACACCAAACACUUAUGUCAAUCAUAUUAAUACUUACAUAUUCUAUCCAUUUUCAUUAACAAUACAAAAUAUAUCACAGAAAUUUAAUCUACAAAAUCAUGUAAUGAUUAUUGUCAUUUGGAAUGCAUUAUUAGCUUGUUUAGCUACUCAGCUACUUGAAGCAUUUGGACGUGUACAACAAUGCUCUGAUGAAGGACGUGGACAAAUGUUAUUAGAUAUACAAACAUUAGCUGUAUACGCUCAAUCGGCUAGUAAAAUACGUUCCUUUCCCAGAUUGGAUCAUCUUAUUGAAUAUAUUCAAGCCUUCUAUAUACCAGUACACGAAUGGGAACACUGGUUGACAAAUUGUGGGACUAAGUAUUCACGUGCCCAACUCACUGGACUUGCAUCAUGUUUAUCGCGAUCUGAUAAACGCCAAUAUCAACGUCUUUUAAACACGAUCAAUCAAAUUUAUAAUAAUAGUAAUAAUAACAAUAAUACAACAAAUCAAGCAACACAUUCAUCCUUCUCAAAUAAUAAUUUACUUGCCAAUACAGCCAGCUAG